AUGUCGAAUAUCAUUACUCUCAGUUCGCAGCAUAUAGUAUCUAAUUCAUAUAACAACACGCUUAGAUAUGAAUUUCCUGGCAGCAGCGUUAAUUUUACUAACAGCGAAUUGGCUAUUCAUUCAAUCAACAUGUACAACAGUCAAUUCAAUAUCGAUUCGGGAGCUUAUGGAAAUAAUACCUUCAAACUUCAGAUGCCGAGUGGAAACACCUAUAGCACAGUUCAGAUCACACUCCCAAGCGGAUAUCACUCCUACAGUGCAAUCAACUCAGCCGUGCAAUCAGCCAUGAUCAGCGCAGGAGCAUAUCUGAUCAAUUCGGAUGGAGACAACGUCUUUUAUGCGAAUCUCUCUGAAAACCCAACGUACUAUAGCUGCCAAGUUGAUCUAUCGCCGGUUCCGACGAGUAUUCCAGCGGGAUGGACACGCCCGCCGAGUGGUUUCUACUCUAGCGGCGGAACCGGUCUGCCGCUUGGAUUCUCGUAUGUCCCCAAGCUCGUUAUCGAUAACAAGGAGUUUGGCAAAAUCAUCGGUUUCCCACUGGGAACGACCCCCAGUCAGAGUCUAUACACGCUCCAGUCUGUGUUAUCUCCGAUUCCGCCUCAGAUCAAUCCUGUCAGCUCAUAUCAGCUACGGUGCUCUUUAGUAUCAAAUCCAUUUUGCAUUCCAGAUGAUAUUCUCACUACUUUCAACACGGCAGGAACGACUAUCGGUCAGCUAGUAAGCUACCAGCCAAACGGGUUUUGCUGGGUUGAUGUUCCCAACGGAUCAUAUGCUAGCAUCACGCUAACUAUCGUUGAUCAAGAGGGACGAUUCGCGAAGCUCAACGACACGAAUAUGCUUAUCAGUCUGAUCGUCCGGCAAAAGAGGUCAUAG
Phytophthora sojae is the source of this 873-nucleotide messenger RNA. RefSeq lists its product as hypothetical. The coding region runs from base 1 to 873 and encodes 290 amino acids. The record is from RefSeq and is a predicted model, not a curated record. The transcript has a single exon. Lineage: Eukaryota; Oomycota; Peronosporomycetes; Peronosporales; Peronosporaceae.